AUGCAAUAUGUUAAAUUAACGAAUCAUACGCAUGCACCAAAUCCAAAUGAAAUUAAAGUUGCUGAAUUUGAAUCGACAAUUAAUGAACAUGCAACAACAUUGCAUGAUGCAUAUAUAAGAAUUAUAAAUGAAGCAUUAUUGAGUGUGCAUAAAGAUGAUGCAGCAUCACAACGUGAAUUGCAUGCAAACGCAAGAAAAAUAACACACCAUUACCAAGUCCAACAUCAUUUCAGGAUAUUAAAUAUUCCACAGCACUUAAAGUUGACCAGUGGUGGUAAUAAAUGUUUAUUAUAUGAUAAUAAAGGCUACUAUACCAGAAUCAUUAUAUUGUCAUCUGAUGACAAUUUACACCGUUUGUCAAGCUCUGAACAUUGGCAUGCUGACGAAACGUUUAAAGUUAGAAAAUAUAAUUUUAUAGCUAUCGUAAAUAUGAUCAAUUGCACAUAA
Messenger RNA from Rotaria sp. Silwood2, 447 nucleotides. Lineage: Eukaryota; Metazoa; Rotifera; Eurotatoria; Philodinida; Philodinidae. The record is from the annotation of a GenBank genome assembly.